Molecule: messenger RNA, 888 nt
Organism: Parnassius apollo (apollo)
Lineage: Eukaryota; Metazoa; Arthropoda; Insecta; Lepidoptera; Papilionidae
Source: the annotation of a GenBank genome assembly
AUGAAGCUACUUCUGGUUCUUGUUGGUAUUUUUGCCCUUGCUAACACAAGGUCCUUCCAGCCAGAAAUACCAGAGUACAAUACUGCUUAUGGGUACAUAAAGAACUACGGCAUUCCUUUAGCAGAAAGAAUAAGGAAAGCCGAAGAAGAAUACCAGAAUGGCCAUAUAAGGAUUGUUGGUGGUUCAGCAGCCAGUCUGGGACAAUUCCCGUGGCAGGCUGGCCUCAUCUCGGAUGUUGUGGGUUUAUCUGGUAACGGUGUGUGUGGCGGUUCCUUAAUCUCCGCGUCGAGAGUGCUUACUGCGGCUCACUGCUGGUUUGAUGGACGUAACCAAGCGUGGAGGUUUACAGUCGUCCUUGGGUCAAUAACGCUUUUCAGCGGUGGUACCCGCCUACAAUCUACGCAAGUUGUCAUGCACAACAAUUGGAAUCCAUCUACGAUCCGUAAUGAUGUUGCCGUCAUCUACUUACCUGAAAAUGCUCCUUUAUCAAAUACAAUUGCAGUAAUCGCUCUGCCAUCCGGUUCGGAAGUAAAUGAGAACUUCGCGGGUUCAACUGCUACUGCCUCUGGUUUCGGUCUUACUACAGAUGGUGGCCAAAUAUCGUCCAACCAGUUCCUAAGUUACGUGAACUUGAAUGUGAUCACGAACACCGUAUGCCUGUUUUCGUACCCAUUUAUUCUUCAAUCCUCCAACAUUUGCACUUCUGGAUCAGGUGGCGUCGGAACUUGCCAGGGUGACUCCGGUGGUCCUCUAACUGUCAUCAGAAACAACAGGCCAAUCUUGAUUGGUAUCACUUCCUUCGGUUCUGCUCGGGGUUGCGAGAGAAAUCAACCAGCUGCCUACGCUAGGGUUACUUCCUUCCUAAGCUUCAUCCAAGAAAACUUGUAA